UUUUCGACACAAUGACGGAUUUAAUACAUCAUUACCUUCAAGACGCAGAUGGGCUUUGCACGAAAUUGGUCCGGUGCUUGCCGAAGGCGGCAAUCAACGGCGCAAAUAACAACGGCGUGCUGCAACCGCCAUAUCCACCGCAUCCUCCUCAACCUCCCCCGUACCCGCCGACGCCGAGCGUGUCGAGCGCACUGAGCUCGGGCCACUUCCAGCACACGUACGCGGCGCAGGCGCCCCCUAGCGCUGACCAGACGGACAGCGCGCAGCACCAGAGAUUUGUAGAUGCCCGUUGGAUAAUAGCUGAACGAGAUUUAGAGAUAAGAGAAAACAUCGGCAAAGGCGAGUUCGGCGACGUGAUGCUUGGCAUCCUCAAUGGCAACCAGAAGGUGGCCGUCAAGAUAUUGAAGGACAGAGAGGCGGCGAGCAAGUUCCGAGCCGAGGCCAGCGUUAUGUCUUCAUUGAAGCACGACAACCUGGUGCGUUUGCUGGGCUGCGUGGUGUUCAGCUCGAACGGCAGCACUUGCAUAGUGACGGAGCACUGCGCGCAGGGCUCGCUACUCGACUACCUGCGCAGCCGCGGACGACACUACGUUACGCAGCAGGACCAAAUCAACUUCGCAUUUGACGCGUGUUGCGGCAUGGAGUACCUGGAGCGGCAGCGUGUUGUGCACCGCGACCUGGCGGCGCGCAACGUGCUCAUCUCCGCGGAGGGCACGGCCAAGGUGGCAGACUUCGGGCUGGCGCGCUGCGAGACUGCGCCC
Papilio xuthus (Asian swallowtail) is the source of this 761-nucleotide messenger RNA. Its product is annotated as tyrosine-protein kinase CSK-like. The transcript has 6 exons. Lineage: Eukaryota; Metazoa; Arthropoda; Insecta; Lepidoptera; Papilionidae. The annotation marks the transcript as partial. Gene Ontology annotation, biological process: protein phosphorylation. Gene Ontology annotation, molecular function: ATP binding; protein tyrosine kinase activity. The record is from RefSeq and is a predicted model, not a curated record.